UUUGCGUUUGAUUCUAUAGUAAUUAAAAUGACCACAGCAGCAAGGCCAACGUUUGAACCUGCAAGAGGAGGACGAGGAAAAGGAGAAGGAGACUUAAGUCAGCUAUCCAAACAAUAUUCCAGCAGAGAUCUUCCUUCUCAUACUAAAAUCAAAUAUAGACAGGCUACUCAGGAUGCUCCUGAAGAGGUGCGUAACCGUGAUUUCAGAAGGGAGCUGGAGGAGAGAGAACGAGUUGCUGCAAGAGAAAAGAAUAGAGAUAGGCCAACCAGAGAACACACAACAUCAUCCUCUGUGUCUAAGAAACCUCGACUAGACCAAAUUCCUGCAGCAAAUCUUGAUGCUGAUGAUCCACUUACAGAUGAAGAUGAUGAAGAUGAAGACCUGGAAGAGAGUGAUGAUGAUGACACUGCAGCUCUUCUGGCUGAACUAGAAAAAAUCAAGAAAGAGCGAGCUGAGGAACAAGCUCGAAAGGAACAAGAGCAAAAGGCUGAAGAGGAAAGGAUUCGAAUGGAGAACAUUCUGAGUGGCAACCCCUUACUGAACCUUACCGGCCCAGCGCAGCCUCAAGCAAACUUCAAAGUGAAGAGGAGAUGGGAUGAUGAUGUUGUCUUCAAGAACUGUGCCAAGGGAAUAGAUGAAACAAAAAAAGACAAAAGAUUCGUAAAUGAUACUCUGCGAUCAGAAUUUCACAAAAAGUUCAUGGAAAAAUACAUCAAGUAGUACAGUUUUAUGUGCUUUGGUGCUGAAGGACUUGGAAGGUCAUGGCUGUUUCCUCCAUCUCCCUCAGAAUUCAUGGCUGAAUACUUUAGUCAUGAAUUCCCAAAUGCUUUUCCAAGAUUAUCAACAGCUUCGUAAUUAAUAAUUGCUGUGUAUCUGAAGUAUUUUAUUCUUUCAGUAUGCUUUCUUUUUUGUUUUUAAUUAAACCUCUGUGUUUCACGAAUGUUUUUUUUAUUGUUGAUAUUCAUUUGCUUUUAACAGCCUUCAUGUAAAUGGUAGAAGAGAUAAUCUGAUUUGUCGUAAAUACUUGCAGCUGUUUAAAUUGUUUU
Molecule: messenger RNA, 1046 nt
Organism: Struthio camelus australis
Lineage: Eukaryota; Metazoa; Chordata; Aves; Struthioniformes; Struthionidae
Source: RefSeq, a predicted model, not a curated record